This is a messenger RNA of Penicillium paradoxum, 1491 nucleotides long. It is a transcript of the gene pex12, whose product is annotated as ubiquitin-protein ligase peroxin 12. Gene Ontology annotation, molecular function: protein binding; zinc ion binding; ubiquitin-protein transferase activity. Gene Ontology annotation, biological process: protein monoubiquitination; protein import into peroxisome matrix. The transcript has 2 exons. Bases 1 to 1491 code for a protein of 496 amino acids. The record is from RefSeq and is a predicted model, not a curated record. Gene Ontology annotation, cellular component: peroxisomal importomer complex; peroxisomal membrane. NCBI's taxonomy places the organism in Eukaryota, Fungi, Ascomycota, Eurotiomycetes, Eurotiales, Aspergillaceae.
AUGGAGUACCUUCCUAGCCUCACACAGGAGUUCGAUGAACAUAAGCCAUCGUUAUUCGAACUCCUCGCAGAACAACAGCUUUCGGAUCUUCUCCCUCCAUCUUUACGUUAUCUCCUCGCAGUCGCAACACAUCGCCACCCGCGGUACCUUCUGCGGAUCCUCAAUUCAUAUGACGAAGUCUAUGCCCUCAUCUCAUUAAUAGUCGAACGUUACUAUCUUCGAACAUUCGGCGGCUCUUUCACAGAAAACUUUUAUUCCUUGAAGCGUGAGCGCGUUCUCCGCACCAAAAAUGGCGAAAUCCCGCGCGCCCAGGUGGGCGCCGCAGGACCUGUGCGCGAGGCCCUCAAGCUACACUCGACGGACAUCUGGAAGAACUUGUUCGUCAUGGUUGGCAUCCCUUAUCUGAAACGCAAGUUAGAUGAAGGAUACGACAUCCAUGCUGCGCCACACGCAUCCCUGGUCACAAGCAGCGGUCCAAGAUAUAAUCCCAGCGACGACUUGCCGGCCAACCCGUCACUGCGCCAGCGCAUCUUCUUCUACUACAAGUGGUUCCUGCGCAAUGUUUACCCAUCGGUGAAUGCGGCGUACUAUUUCUCCGUUUUGGCCUUCAAUCUUGCCUAUCUCUUCGACAACACAAAGUACUCCUCCCCAUUCCUGUGGCUUAUUGGCACGCGCAUCCGCCGUCUCGGCUCCGCAGACCACCGCGCCAUCGCCGCAGUGCUAGAUCCCAAGCCUGGCCCCAGUACCGGACGAUCUCGACGCCCGGGUGGGGGUCUGCUAGGUCUCCUUAGCCCCCAGAACCUCCACACUCAGCUUUUGACGUCGCUGCGCUACUUCCUCCCUGCGUCAAUCUUCGCUCUCAAGUUCCUAGAAUGGUGGCAUGCAAGUGACUUCUCCCGCCAGCUUGCCCGGAAGGCAACUGAAGUUCUGGAUCUGCCCGCCCCCGUUGUAGCAGGUCUGACUUCUCCCGCGGAGCGACGGAAGUCGUCCAUUCAGGACGAGAAAGAAAAGGACAAGAAGCAAGCCGAGCAGGAGAAGAAGAAUGCCACUGGUGAUCUAAAACCCGCACUCAAGCCUCCCCGCCGCCACCAACCCCCCAUCUCUGCGACUUCAUACCUUCCCAUCUACACCGUGUCCUUGCCUCCCGCUGAUUCUUCAAGCGCUAAUACUUGUCCUGUCUGUAUGGGUGCGCUCGUUAACCCGACUGCCUGCCAGACUGGGUAUGUGUUCUGCUAUGUAUGCAUAUUUCACUGGCUCAACGGUGAGCAUCAGCGUCAAAUCGAUUUUAUGACUGGCGAUGGCGCUGGCGCUCCGUGGGAAGAGGAGAUCAUGGGCGAUGACGAAGACCCAAAGAAAAGCGUUCAUGGAGAUGACUCCCAUCAAAGCACCCGCAAACGAUCUGGUAAGUGGGAGAGUGGUAAGGGAAGAUGUCCUGUGACGGGAAGAAGGGUGCUUGGAGGGACUGAGGGGCUGAGGAGGGUGUUGAUUUGA